Paramormyrops kingsleyae is the source of this 1541-nucleotide messenger RNA. RefSeq lists its product as uncharacterized. Gene Ontology annotation, biological process: attachment of mitotic spindle microtubules to kinetochore. The record is from RefSeq and is a predicted model, not a curated record. Lineage: Eukaryota; Metazoa; Chordata; Actinopteri; Osteoglossiformes; Mormyridae.
AUGACAGUCAUGUUAGAUGAGAGGGUGGGUAAUGACAACCUCUCUAUCAAGAGUUAUGAAUGGUCAAGGGGAGCUAAUGAAUUUCAAGAAAACAAUAAGCAGUUGUGUGGGAAGACAUUUGCUUGUGUGUAUGACCACGUCAUCUCCAGACAUUGUUUUGCACGUAAGGCCAAGCAGAGCAGGAACGGGGACCCAAAAGACUACCUCAGUGACAGCAAUGACAGCAAGGAACACAACGAAGAAGACAACCUGGACACCUGUCACAGUGAGCCGCUGGACUCAAAAAUUGCGGAGCAUGAGUAUGGAGGAGAUCCCUCAAAGUUUGCAGCUCUGAGCAACCUCAAGAUUGAGGAGGAAGAGUGUGAUGAUGAGUAUUCUCGCUGCUCUGGCUCCCCUAGCCAGGCCUUAAAGAGAAAGAGGGAGGCUGAAAGUGAUGAGGAGCAUGCCACAGAUGACGAUUUCCCAGACUAUUCCCUAACCAAGGAGGAGCAUGAUGGAGCGAGAGCGGAUAAAGCAGAGCUGUCCAAGUACUUCCGUCGCAAUGGUGGACGCUACUAUUGCAACAUCUGCAACUGGCGUGUCAAGAUGAAAGGCUUCAUGCUUCAUCACGUCAGCAAGAAACAUGACAUCCCCAAACCUUACAUCUGCAAGGAGUGUGACAAGUCUUUUCUCCUGGAAAGCAUUCUCAACAGCCACAUAAGCAUGAUCCACAAGCAGGGGAUCUAUCAGUGUCCCUACUGUUCUUUCAAAUCCAAUUUCUUGCGUGGCAUCCGCAGACACUUGAACCACUGCAGCUCUUCCCGGGCAGAGGGUUGGGUGUCAGACAGCGACGAGCACUUAGAUGAUCAGGAUUAGUCUCAUGCCUGGCCACUCUUCAUUCAGACUGCAGUGUGCACUUUCAAGGGGCUCAUGUCUGUUCCUUCACCUGAAGCCCAUCCAAUACUUGAUUACAGUAGCAGAUAACACUUUUCCAGGAAUGAUGAAGUGCUGCACAAAAUAUUGGCCACUGAAAGAGACAAGUCCAAAUAUUAUUAUUGAUUUCCAUGCUUGAUUUUCAUCAGCAAAGUCCUGAAUAAGCUACAAGUGUCUCAUCCCAUCAAUAAUCUAUAUUCGGAUAGUUUUUAUGAACUGGUAGAGGGAAAAAACAAAGAACUUAUCACCAUGAAUAGUAUUGUUACUACAUGUUGAAACUGUGAUUCAGAAAUGUAUAUUUUCCUAUGAAUUUUCUUUGUGUUAAAUGUCCAAAUUGUUUAGUUUUUUUGUUGUUGUUUUGUUGAUGUUUUUCUACAAUCACCAACAAGAAUUUCUCCAUAUUGAAAUCUCUUCAUACAAAACUCUUCAUACAAUUAGCACAAAAGUGUUAAAAAUUCAUGAUUUAUUCAAGGCAAAACCUGGAACAAAAUAGUAUGUCUCUGACAAAUAAAAAAUAUAUGCUUUGAUGGAAAAAUGUACCGUUUAAUUUUCUGGUAUGUAAACAAAGUGACAGUGCUUUUCUGUUGCAGCAAUCCAGGAGGGUUUGCAGUGUUUGCAAAACUCAGAAG